AUGUUUCAUGAUGCGAGAGAUAUUUACAAAAGCAAAGAAAAACCAUCAACAGGUAGUUCAGAUUUUCUGAAGGAUGAAGAUAUCCCAAAAGCUUUAAAGGAUUCGUUAAUAUCUCAAGACACAAAUGAAGAAGAAGUUAUGAAAAUUUUAGAUAGAAAAUCAAAUCAAGCUAAAGAAACGACUGAAAUUGAAUUUCAUUUAAAAUUUCGUCGCCGAGCAUCACAAGUAAAUUUAUCAGCACUUAAUGACAAUCAAAUCGAAGAAGAAAAUAUUUGGAAUGAUGCACGAUGCUGUCCUGAUAAUUGCGAUGAAAGUUGCCCAUUUAAGUGUCCAAGCAGCUCAGAAAUAUUUUUAGCAGAUCAUACAAGAUUUGACACAAGUUCUCAAUCUCUUCUCCGCAAAGCUUCGUCGAUGUCAGUCAUCAGUUCAACUGAACACGAACGAUCUGAAUUUUUGUCUCUUACCAAUCUGAUUCCAUUGCAUCAUAGUUCUGUAAUCAUCCGAUGGAAUGUCAAGUCUAUUGUGGGCAUAAAAGGUUACAAGGUUUAUCUCGAUGGAAGAUUAAAAUCAAAGAUAUAUUCAUCUGAAAGAACAUCAGCACUCAUCACAAAUGUUGACUUAACUCGCUCACACAACUUUUUAAUUCUCAUCAUUCCCGAUGAAAAGCACAAGCUUUAUUCUCAUGAAUUUUUGUUUAAAAACAAUUUAAUCAAGCCAUUAAGUUACUGGUACUUGCCAAUUAAAAAUGAAAUUUUGUAA
Molecule: messenger RNA, 759 nt
Organism: Clunio marinus
Lineage: Eukaryota; Metazoa; Arthropoda; Insecta; Diptera; Chironomidae
Source: the annotation of a GenBank genome assembly